UAGACUGCACUACAGAGCCAGACCUAGCUCUAGACUGCACUAUGGAGCCAGGAGCCAUGCCACUGCUGGAGCUUGUCCUGUUGGUGCUGCUGUUGGUGAUAGGGGAGGGAGAACCUGUGUGCAGGCUGCAGGGCAGGGCAGAGCUGCCAGAGCUGGCCAAGGACGGGGACCUUGUCAUCGGAGGCAUCUUCACCUUCCAGACGGAGUACGACGGCAGGGUACCCAACUUCCAGAGUUUACCAGACCCACCAAGGUGUAAGAAUAUGAAUUUCAGAGAAUUCCAAUUUGCACAAACACUUAUAUUUGCAAUUGAAGAAAUCAAUCGAAAUCCGGCAAUUCUCCCAAACCAUACUCUGGGCUACAACAUCUACAAUGCGUGUGGAUACGACAACAUCUUGAAGUCUGGUUUGGCUUUAGCCAGUGGCCAGGAGAAAUUUAUCGAUGAAGGGAACUGCACCAAGACAGACAUGGCUCAGGCUGUCUUAGGCCACUCUGCUUCGACACCAACAAUCGGAUUGGCCCGAAUCAUCGGAAGGUUUCGUAUACCAGUAAUCAGCCACUUUGCCACCUGUGCUUGUCUGAGUAACAGAAAGGAGUUCCCCUCCUUCUUCAGAACCAUCCCCAGUGACUUCUACCAGAGUAGAGCCCUGGCAAAGCUGGUCAAACACUUUGGCUGGAGCUGGGUGGGGGCUAUAAGCAGUGAUAAUGACUAUGGGAAUAGAGGCAUAGCCACCUUUAUGAUAUCUGCACAGGAGGAGGGAGUGUGUAUAGAAUACUCUGAGGCAUUUGAGCAGACAGGUCCCCGCCAUGAGCUUCUCAGGAUAGUGGAGAUUAUUAAACAGUCCAGUUCAAAGGUCAUCAUGGCCUUCAUGACCCACAGGGAGAUCAAGGUUCUGGCGAGUGAGCUCUACAGGCACAAUAUCACAGGACUACAGUGGCUCGGCAGUGAUGCCUGGAUCACAGACCCUUCUCUCACUGCCAUCGAGGGUCACAGCGCCCUUGUGGGCGCCAUAGGCUUCACGGUGACCAGGGCUCACAUCCCUGGGCUUGGAAAGCAUCUGAGGGAUGUCCACCCCUCUCACUUCCCCAACAGCAUGUUUCUCAGGGAUUUCUGGGAGAUUGUGUUUGACUGCUCUCUCAAUGUGACCACAGAACCUAAGAGGAAGCCAUGCAACGGGUCAGAGAGUUUAAGAGACGUGCAGAACACAUUCACAGAUGUGUCCAAGCUGACAUUCACUAAUAACGUGUAUAAGUCUGUGUAUGCUGUAGCUCACGCCCUCCACAACCUGUUGACAUGUGAGGAGAGUCAGGGCCCCUUCUCUAAUGGGAGCUGUGCUCAACCUACACGCAUUCAGCCAUGGCAGCUGUUGCACUAUCUGCAGUCUGUCAAUUUCACAACGGGAGAGGACGAGAGAGUCUUUUUUGACAGCAAUGGAGAUUCCCCAGCCAGAUAUGAACUUGUUAAUUUACAAAGUGCCACAUCGGGAACCAUGGAAGUGGCCACAGUCGGUUUCUAUGCCUCGUCUUUGACUGGAGACCACCAGUUCACUAUGAACAACGUUAGCGUUGUAUGGGGAGGAAAUAGUGAGACGGUACCUGUGUCAGUGUGCAGUGAGAGCUGUCCCCCAGGCACUCGUAAGGCUGUACAGAAAGGAAAACCUGUAUGCUGUUAUGACUGUGUCCCAUGUUCAGGUGGCGAGAUCAGCAACACUACAGAUUCAGUCAAGUGCAUGAAGUGCCCGGUCCAAUACUGGUCCAAUGGGAGAGGGGAUAGAUGUGUCAUAAAAGAGAUUGAAUUCCUGUCCUACACUGAGCUCAUGGGGGUCAUUUUACUUCUGUUUUGUUUGAUUGGAGUUUGUUUAACUAUUAUUAUAGCAACAAUUUUUUUCCAAUUCCGGGACACCCCCAUCGUCAGGGCCAACAACUCCGAGCUGAGCUUCCUGCUGCUCUUCUCCUUGACUCUGUGUUUUCUGUGUUCUCUUACUUUCAUCGGCCGGCCCUCUGAGUGGUCCUGUAUGCUGCGUCACACAGCGUUUGGGAUCACCUUCGUCCUCUGCAUCUCUUGUGUUCUGGGGAAAACAAUAGUGGUGUUGAUGGCCUUCAGGGCUACACUUCCAGCCAGUAAUGUCAUGAAAUGGUUUGGUCCUACACAGCAGAGACUCAGUGUUCUGGCUUUCACUCUCAUACAGGUCCUGAUCUGUGUACUUUGGUUAACAGUCUCCCCCCCUUUCCCCUACAAGAACAUGAAGACCUAUAAGGAAAAGAUCAUUCUAGAGUGUGAUGUGGGUUCAGCUAUUGGUUUCUGGGCUGUGUUGGGGUAUAUAGGACUGCUGGCUCUCUUGUGCUUUGUGCUGGCUUUUCUGGCUCGAAAGCUGCCUGAUAAUUUCAAUGAGGCCAAAUUUAUCACAUUCAGCAUGCUCAUAUUCUGUGCAGUCUGGAUCACCUUUAUCCCAGCUUAUGUCAGCUCUCCUGGGAAGUUCACAGUAGCUGUGGAGAUCUUUGCUAUUCUGGCCUCUAGUUAUGGAAUGCUAUUUUGUAUCUUUCUUCCUAAAUGUUUCAUUAUAUUGCUGAGACCAAAGGAAAACACCAAAAAACAUAUGAUGGGGAAGACCAACGAUGUACGUUACUAACUUAAAUACAUAAACAAUUACAUGUAAAAUGUCAAUGUGUUAUUUAUUGACAUGUUGAUUUUAAA
Messenger RNA from Oncorhynchus mykiss (rainbow trout), 2695 nucleotides. Lineage: Eukaryota; Metazoa; Chordata; Actinopteri; Salmoniformes; Salmonidae. The record is from RefSeq and is a predicted model, not a curated record.